CUUCCGGUCCGAGGAGUAACGGUCGUGCAAGACUCCGAGUUGCUAGUCGGUUGCGGAGCGAUGGUGCUCGAGGGGACCGAGGUCUGGGUGUGAAGCUGCGCGGAGACCAGGACACGCAAACCGUCUGUCUGUGAAUAUGAGCAAGGACGAGCCGCCGCGUCGAGCCGCUUCCUUUAAGUUCACCAUCGACAGCAUUCUCAAUCUGAAGUCGAGCGGGCGAGGGUUUGACAGCUGUCAUUCGAAAGCCACGCGCGCUCCAGUCCGCGGAGACGCGCUUCCUCUUCAGCGCGACGACAAUCUUAAUGAUCGCGCAGAUCGUGCAGAAGUAACCUCCGGGUGCGAGGACGAACCUUUCCAGAGCGCCGCCGGCGGAAGCGCAGACACGCACGGAAGCGCGGCGCGCGAGAACGGCACCGAGAAGAGCACGCGGACGGCGGCGAAAAAGAAAACACGCACCAUCUUUUCCAAGAGGCAGAUCUUUCAGCUGGAGUCGACUUUCGACGCCAAGCGCUACUUGAGCAGCGCGGAGCGUGCGUGCCUGGCCAGCUCUCUGCAGCUCACCGAGACUCAGGUGAAAAUAUGGUUCCAAAACCGGCGGAAUAAAUUAAAAAGGCAGCUGCUGUCGAGUGAAAUGGACGGACCGAGUACCGAGUUCAGCGACAGCGCAAAGACAGUGGCGCUUCCGCUUUUCUAUAAAGAAAACGCUUUAUUAGGAAGAUGUUUAUUACCGACACCUCUGCCGCUCGUGUAUCCCGGAAGCAGCGCGCCUUACUUGUGUUUCUCAAACGCCAACAAAUACUUCGGGCUUUUUGAAGGAGAUGUCUGACUUUCUUAAACCCACUUUUGAAAGGUCACCAUAUAUUUUUUUUUGCUAGGCAAAAUGAGUGAAAACACCUCGCUUAUUUAGCCUAAACCUACGAGUAUUAAUUUGUAUCUUGAUUUUUUUUUCUUUCUUUUUUUUUGCAGUGAAAGUUGAGAGAUUAGAAUAUCGGCUUUCAGGGACCUGUUUAUUUCUAUGCAAAGCUGAGGUUAUUUAUUUAUAAACUUUAACUAUUUUGAUAUAGCCUAACAUAUUUUAUACUCUUAUGACAACAUAUUGAGCAGCAGCCAUAUCCGCGCCAGUGCCAAUCACAUCGACAGAACAUCAAUACACAAGUUUACACUUUUAUUAUUAUUAUUAUUAUUAUUAUUAUUAUUAUUAUUAUUAUUAUUAUUACAAUUUCGCCAAAGAUCGAUGACUGCAUGUGUGUUUAAAACUUCCUGCAUAUAGGCGUACAUCCCAUGCGAGCUCAAUUCAUCCCAUUUUAAAUGAAUGUAAAUGCUAUUAAUUUUUUUGUUAUUCGUUUAUUGCAUGUUUAUUUUUAUCACUUUACUUCUUAUCGGUGUAACGUGGCCAAGUAGCUUACAUUUAGGCCUCUUCACACCUUUUUUAAAUUAAAUUUCCUGUUCUACACUUACUUCUCAAGCACUUCUUUUUUGGUCCUCAAUUCAGUAGCACACAGAAAAAUCCCCAGUGCUGGCUGAAUGAAUGCAUAUCGUACUGACCUAAAUCUCAGAAGUUUUUAUAUGUGUAUUAUAAUUAUUAUUAUAAUUAUAAUUAUUAUUAUUAUUAUUAUUAUUAUUAUUAUUAUUAUUAUUAUUAUUAUUAUUAUUAUUAUUAUUAUUAUUAUUAUAUACUGUUUGCCAAGUGUUCAUUCAGCACUGGGGCAUUUGCUAGACAUUGGUUGUAUUUGAAAGCCCUUUGUGGCAGGAGAUGGUGUUUGGAUUGUCGUGGAAUCUCUUUAAUCCUAUUUCAGUCUGGAUAAUGUUGAUUAAACAUGUGAGUGUGCUUUACAGGAAAGUAGGCUCACUAAAAAAAAAAAAUCCACCCGAAAUCUGCAUGUUUUUAAAUUUUGUUCAAGACAGAAUGGGUUUAAAAUUGAAACAGACAGUUCAUGUGCUAAAUCCUUCUCUCGAAUAGUUUAUCAUGCACAGCAAUCCAUGUGACACUGUGUCUGAAGGAGAAAAGCACACAACGGUGGUUUAACUGAAAUAAUCCAUGAAACAUCAAACCUUUGUAAUGAGGAAAGCAGUUGUUCAGGUGAAUGGGCAGACUUGCUGUACAAUGUUGUAGUAAUUGGGUUCAGCACAACUGUAAAUAAUAAAAUAAACUGUACCUUGAGGGCAAAACAAUACAUGCAAGACAUUACAGGCGAUAAAAGUUCUCUUAGCAUGUAACACAGUAACAGCAGUAUGGUCAGAUGGUAUAAAUUUAGAAGAGAUUAUGAGAUUAUGUGCAAAUGUGGUAAUUGCCCAGAAACCAUGUGCAGCAAUAGUGAUUGAAGCAGAUGUGUCACUUCAAAUGACUAUACCGUAAUACCAGCAGACUUAGGAGUGCAGAUUUAAAAGAGUGUUAUAGUAAAGUUUGUGCAAACAUUACACUAAUUCAAAUAGAAAGAACCAGGGCUUUGCAGUG
This is a messenger RNA of Hemibagrus wyckioides, 2455 nucleotides long. It is a transcript of the gene hmx4, whose product is annotated as H6 family homeobox 4. The record is from RefSeq and is a predicted model, not a curated record. Gene Ontology annotation, biological process: regulation of transcription by RNA polymerase II. The transcript has 2 exons. Bases 137 to 826 code for a protein of 229 amino acids. Lineage: Eukaryota; Metazoa; Chordata; Actinopteri; Siluriformes; Bagridae. Gene Ontology annotation, cellular component: nucleus. Gene Ontology annotation, molecular function: DNA-binding transcription factor activity, RNA polymerase II-specific; RNA polymerase II transcription regulatory region sequence-specific DNA binding.